GAGUGAGGGAGGUGGGGUGUUGACUUCCAGGGCUCAGCUGCUUUCAGUCCAUCAGAAUGGAGAGAGGAGGGGGGAGGAGAGAGGAAACACGGCAUUGAAGUCUGCAGCAUUGAGCACUGUUCCUAUGUGCCACCACAAUCCAAUCUGAGAGACAGGAAUCCCCCUGUAUAUCAGGACUGCCUGCAAGAUCUGGAAUCUCCCACGAAACUGCUUACCUUUCAGCUUUACCUGCAUUACCCUAAGGAUUCUGGGAAAGCCUGGCGAAUACUAGGAAUCCAUCAUACUGCCCGUCUUGCCUUCCCGGUCAGGGUUCCCCGUACUAUCCUGGCCAAAUCGGGUAUUCUACAAGAGUUCUCACAGCUGGGCACAAAGUCCUCCGGUCUGGGAUCAAAAAGUGUUCUUCGAUUGCCAGACUGCCUACAUCCUAUCGCGUAAUCUUGGAGGCAGCGAACGUUUAUUUACAUCGAGGACUGUGUAUAGUAAGGAUUCCCCUGGCGUUCUUUAAACAAGGACUAAACUCCGGGUCUGUUUCACAAGGAAAUCCCUAAGUGUGUAAAUAUAGGAACGCUGGAUUGGAGGAUUUAGGGCUUAUUUUACACUCCGGUUAUCCCUAAACCACCAGGGAAUAUCCGCACUCAAGGUCUCAGCAUCCUACAGGAGAUUUAGAUGGACGCUCUUAAAUCUAAACAGAUUUUCCAUGUUUAAGACUUUCUAUUUUUAAAAGACGUUAGCUGGUGAUGCCAGGCAACCUGUUUAAUCCCGAACCACUCUCCCUAAUUGACCUACCCCCCCUUUCCGAAGAUAUGAAGUAGAUUCCCCGCUCUUAAGGAUUUUGGAGAUUUCCAUCCCAUCAAAUAGGCUAAAAAUUUGCAAGUACCUCUCAUUACCGGUGGGCACGUUGGCACCUCGCAGUCACAGCAUGGUAAAAGGAAUUUGCAGGGUUCAAAAAUUCCGAAGGAUUCAGGCGAUGGUUGUCUACAAGCUGUGCCAAACCCAUCUGGAGGGCUUUUGAUUUUAAACUUUACACUCCCUCCCCCCUCUCCAACAAUUUGAUGGAAUCCAUGCCGGAGAGUUAAAGGAAUCUCCUAUCAGAUACUGCUGUUGGAUCCAUCUGCAGAAGCUCAACACUCUUCCCUCUGGAUUGAAAAAUCCCAUAUGGUUUUGCGCUGGGAUUUCUAAAUCCAUUUAAUCCUUAGUGAAUAUACAUUUUUAUAUAUUUUUCAUUUUUUUUCUUUUUGGAUUUUCGGACAAAAACCCUUUUUAAAGGAAAAGGAUAAUUUUCUACGCUUAUAUAUGGUUUGCUCGUGGCAGUAUUUAAGAUGUAUGAAAACGUGGAUGUUCCAGGCAUGGGUACCAGCCCUACACACUAUCAUAUGAUGGAUUUUUAUGCACAGAACAGGGCCUGUCUAAUGUCGGAUAAAGGAAUUGGGACGAUUCAUCCUUUCGGGACGCCACUCCGGAACCAGCACUGGAGCCAUUCCAACCAUUCAAUCGAGACUCAGAGCACCAGUUCAGAAGAGAUUGUCCCCAGCCCUCCCUCACCGCCUCCCCUCCCCAGGAUCUAUAAACCGUGUUUUGUGUGUCAAGACAAGAGCUCCGGUUACCACUAUGGGGUCAGUGCCUGCGAAGGCUGUAAGGGUUUUUUCCGGCGCAGCAUACAGAAAAACAUGGUGUACACAUGUCACCGGGACAAGAACUGCAUUAUAAACAAGGUGACGAGGAACCGAUGCCAGUACUGCCGGUUACAGAAAUGCUUCGAGGUUGGCAUGUCCAAAGAAUCACAUUCACCCAAAAGGAUUUUGGCUCCCUCAGCUGUACGGAAUGACCGCAAUAAGAAAAAGAAGGAGCCCCCAAAGCCUGAAAUCACAGAGAGUUACGUGCUGAGCCCAGAGACUGAAAGUCUGAUUGAGAGAGUGCGGAAAGCUCACCAGGAAACCUUCCCUUCACUUUGCCAGUUAGGGAAAUACACUACAAACUUUAGUUCGGAGCAGCGAGUCUCGCUGGACAUCGACCUCUGGGACAAGUUUAGUGAACUCUCCACCAAAUGUAUCAUAAAAACGGUGGAAUUUGCCAAACAGUUGCCGGGAUUCACCACUCUCACCAUCGCUGAUCAAAUCACCCUCCUUAAAGCCGCCUGUCUGGACAUCCUGAUCCUACGAAUUUGCAUACGUUAUACCCCCGACCAAGACACCAUGACUUUCUCAGAUGGUCUCACACUUAAUAGGACGCAGAUGCACAAUGCUGGGUUUGGGCCCCUCACGGACCUGGUCUUUGCCUUCGCCAAUCAGCUACUACCGCUAGAAAUGGACGACGCAGAGACUGGUCUCCUGAGCGCCAUUUGCCUCAUCUCCGGAGAUCGGCAAGACCUGGAGCAGCCGGACAAGGUGGACAAAUUACAGGAGCCUCUACUGGAAGCGCUUAAGAUCUAUGUCCGGAGGAGACGACCCAAAAAACCACACAUGUUCCCCAAAAUGCUGAUGAAGAUCACAGACUUGCGAAGCAUCAGUGCCAAGGGUGCUGAACGUGUGAUCACCUUGAAGAUGGAGAUCCCAGGAUCCAUGCCUCCUCUCAUCCAGGAGAUGCUAGAGAAUUCUGAGGGCCUGGACAACUUGGCAGCUGGAUCUCCUAAACUGAUGCCUCCUACCCCUGUCCCCCCAGGAAGCUGCAGUCCAAGUUUGUCCCCCAGUUCCACCCACAGCAGUCCCUCGACACACUCGCCCUGACCUUCCAGCAGGCUGUGGGAAUAAGGCGAUGGAGACUCACCAGCGCACUCACUUCAUCCCUCCCUCACUUCCCACCUAGAUCCUCUGGCCUCUUAAUGGAUGAUGCUGUACUCCCUUGGCUUUACCUUUUAUUCUGCACUCAACCUCAACAGCGAAGCAUCACUGUGCUGUAACUCGGUUUGGACUCGUCUCUGCAAGAGUUGGGAUAAGCCGGAGCGGAGAUAACUGCAUAUCACAUGGACAAAUAUCCGCCUCUCCCCUUACAAUUCAACCUGUGCCUCUGGACUUCUCACACCCACUGGACUGAGAACAGACUCAAGGCAAAGCCUAAGACUGAGCAAACUCUCGCACUGUGCCGUGUGAUUGUGGAGGGAGGGUGGAGGCGCCAAAGGACUGCGCUCCAACCAGAGAGCUGUGACCAUUGUCAAUCAAACCACUUCACAUGGGAGGGGGGGGGGGGUUGUACUGGGUCACGUACUCCAUGCACUGCCAUUGCUUGCACCCCAAAAAGCACUCUGUUCUUAAUCCAGCUGUUUAAGCAGUGUUUUUUUUUUUUUUUUUAUCAAAUACCUAGGAAUAGGAACUUGGGGUAAUGUAACUGGAAGGGAAAUGACAAAAUGUAGGUUCUGACAUAAAUCCAUGCAAAUGAAUAUAUAUUUUUGUAGGGGUUUCUCCCAGUUUUAACCAACCUUUUUAAAAUAUUUUAAAGUAUUAUUGUGUAAAUUUAGGAAAUGUUGCCGCUUGCUUAGACUGGUAGCUGGAAGGGAGGCAUACAGCAUUUGUAAAACAAUGCAUUUUUAAACAGUUCUUUUUAAUAAGCCAGGAAACUAGAACCGGUUAUGUAAAGAUUACGCUUUCCCAAAGUAAUUUUAGUUUUUGAGUCAAUGGAAAAAAAGCGGUUUUAUACUUGCCACAAUCCAAAAACUUAAACUACUAGUAAAACCUGUUUUAAACUGGCCAUACGCUGUAAUAAGUCUGUAGAUUCCCCCAUCCAUGCUAAACUACGUGGAUGGGUGAAUCUUCCCUGCUGAUUGUUGUAUUCUGACAACCGGCACCCACAGCUGUCAAAAUAUCGAACCAGUGGCUGUAUAUAAUUGGCUGCAGCCUCUGUUUGACUGAUAAUAUUCUGCCCAGGGCCUUUAUUUUUUUUUUUUAA
Messenger RNA from Rana temporaria (common frog), 3879 nucleotides. RefSeq names its product retinoic acid receptor alpha (gene RARA). The transcript has 9 exons. Gene Ontology annotation, cellular component: nucleus; transcription regulator complex. Gene Ontology annotation, biological process: cellular response to corticotropin-releasing hormone stimulus; retinoic acid receptor signaling pathway; regulation of transcription by RNA polymerase II. Lineage: Eukaryota; Metazoa; Chordata; Amphibia; Anura; Ranidae. The coding region runs from base 1320 to 2723 and encodes 467 amino acids. The record is from RefSeq and is a predicted model, not a curated record. Gene Ontology annotation, molecular function: nuclear receptor activity; nuclear glucocorticoid receptor binding; RNA polymerase II cis-regulatory region sequence-specific DNA binding.